This is a messenger RNA of Doryrhamphus excisus (bluestripe pipefish), 5235 nucleotides long. RefSeq names its product sperm antigen with calponin homology and coiled-coil domains 1-like a (gene specc1la). The record is from RefSeq and is a predicted model, not a curated record. Lineage: Eukaryota; Metazoa; Chordata; Actinopteri; Syngnathiformes; Syngnathidae. Gene Ontology annotation, molecular function: protein binding.
AGACACACGCCGUGUCAAUUAUCACAAUUCUGUGAUAAAUUGAUAGGGAAAUUCGAGACUGUAAUCAUUUACAGGUAAAAUUAAAUCAAGGUGAAUGAAAAGUGUUUUGAGGUGAUGCUGACCAGAAGAGGGUGCAGAGGAUCAAUCUUAGCUGCCGCCAGCAGAGGCGAGCUGACGUUCCCGAAUUGAUGCUGCUAGCCUGCUUGCGGUUGGAAUUAAGAACCGCUGCGGCACCGAGACCGGGCUUCCAUCGCACUUUUAACAACAAAACCCCGAACUGGAAAAAGUAGAGGAAAACGCAGAUAACGCUGUAAAUGUAUCGACAACAGCGAACUCAGUAUGAAGAAGUCAGUGCGGCCUGUGGUGAAUAAGGCGAGUGCUGACCGAUCGAAGGCGGAGGCUGCAGGCGGCGCCGGCACCGCAAAGCCUGGCGCCAAGAUCAGCAGUACUGCACCUCUGUCUAAGGUGAAAAGCAAUGAUGAUCUUUUAGCAGCGAUGGCUGGAGGGAACCCUGCUUCAAAUAGUGCUGUCACCAAAACCAAAAGAACUGCCUCAAUUGGGACCACGACGAGCACCCUCGACAGUAAGCAGAAAGCAACAUCAGGUACCUCCACCAAGCGUAUGACAUCAUCAGCUACAAAAGAGCCAAAUUCUACACGAGACCGUCUUCGGACAUCCAGAACGUCGGCUAACAAGAAGCAGCUGGUCUCGGGGGCAGCAGCCGGCGAUGCGGCCUCAGGGAAGCGCUCUCGCAGCCAUGUCCCGACCGAGUCCGAGAGCCGUAUGAGCAAGUCCAAAUCAGAUGGCCAGAUUAGCGAUAAAGUGGCCCUGGAGGCCAAAGUCAAUGACCUGCUGGGUCUCGCUAAGAGCAAAGAUGUGGAGAUUCUCCACCUGCGGAGUGAACUUCGAGACAUGAGGGUACAGCUGGGCAUGGAUGGGAAGGACUUGCCACCACAGGAAGAAGUAGAAGAAGGAGAGAAGCCGCAGGUAUCCGCCAUCACAGCAGCUGAUGUGGAGUCCACCCUGCUUCUUCUACAAGAGCAGAACCAGGCCAUCAGAGGGGAGCUCAACUUGCUUAAGAACGAGAACCGAAUGCUCAAGGACCGUCUUAACGCACUGGGCUUCUCUCUGGAGCAGAGACUUGAUGGUUCCGACAAGCUCUUCAGCUACUCGUCUCUGAGCCCGGACUUGGCAGCGGGCAGUGGGCAGAGUGAGGGCGGAGCCACGCUGACGUCCUCGGUUGAGGGUUCUGCUCCAGGCUCUUUGGAGGAUCUGCUCACCGGGCACCAGCACGGUGGCUCAGCGGACAAUCUCGACAGCGAAUCCAGCGAGGUCUAUCAGGCCGUGACCUCCAGCGACGAUGCUCUGGACGCCCCCUCCGGAGCCUCCUCGUCGUCCGAAUCGGAGUGCGUUCCCAGCAGAGAGCGCUCACGGAGGGGCAGCAGUGGCAAUGCCAGCGAGGUCUCGGUGGCGUGUCUUACAGAGCGAAUUCAUCAGAUGGAGGAGAACCAGCACAGCACAUCCGAGGAGCUGCAGGCCACGUUGCAGGAACUAGCCGACCUGCAGCAAAUCACCCAGGAGCUGAACGGGGAGAACGAGCGGCUCGGUGAGGAGAAAGUCAUUCUCAUGGACUCGUUGUGCCAGCAGAGCGAUAAGCUGGAGCUCUACGGCCGACAGAUCGAGUAUCUCCGCUCUCUGCUAGACGAGCAUCACAUCUCGUACGUGCUGGAGGAGGACAUCAAGAGCGGUCGCUACAUGGAGCUGGAGCAGCGCUACGCCGACCUGGCAGAUAACGCUCGCUUUGAGAGAGAGCAGCUGCUGGGCGUGCAGCAGCACCUGUCCAACACCUUGAAGAUGGCAGAGCAGGACAACGCCGAGGCCCAGGAUGUGAUCGGAGCUCUGAAGGAAAGGAACCACCAAAUGGAGCGCAUCAUGGAAUCGGAGAGACAGGAUCGGGCCGCCAUGGCAGCCGCACUCGAUGAGUAUAAAGCCGCGGUGAGCAGCGAUCAGGCGGAGCUGAGCCGCUGCAGAGUCCAGCUGGACCAGGAAAGGCAGAGGGUCGCCGAGCUCUACUCUCUUCAUACGGCGGGCGACAAAAAUGACAUACGUCAGCUUUUGGAAGGUGUGCGCCUGGAGAAGGAGGAGGCUGAAGCCAAGGCUGCAAAGUCACAUGACGAGCUGGAGCAAGCUCACAAUGAUCUUGGCCGGAUGCAGGAGACGCUCAGUAAGCUUGACAGGGAAUAUCGAGACUUUCAGCAGCAGGUGCAGCAGCAGAUGGCCGAGCAAGAGCGCAUGCUGGAGAAGCAGCGCAUGGAGCUGCAGGAGAAGGAGACGGAGAUUGUGGACAUGAAAGAAACCAUCUUUGAGCUGGAGGAUGAGGUGGAGCAGCACCGAGCUCUGAAGCUACACGACAACCUCAUCAUUACGGACCUGGAGAACUCUGUAAAGAAGCUGCAGGACCAGAAACACGAUAUGGAGCGAGAGAUAAAGAUCCUUCAUCGCAGACUCAGGGAAGAGUCGAUGGAGUGGCGUCAGUUCCAAGCAGACCUGCAAACGGCUGUCGUCAUUGCCAACGACAUCAAGUCGGAAGCACAGGAGGAGAUCGGCGACCUACGCCGCCGCCUGCAGGAAGCCCAGGAGAAGAAUGAGAAGCUGAGCAAGGAGCUGGAUGAAGUCAAGAGCCGCAAGCAGGAGGAGGAAAGAGGACGAGUGUAUAACUACAUGAACGCAGUGGAGAGGGACCUGGCUGCACUCAGACAGGGCAUGGGCCUCAGUCGUCGAUCUUCCACCUCCUCUGAGCCUUCGCCGACUGUCAAAACACUCAUCAAGAGCUUUGACAGUGCCUCACAAGCGCUACCACCAUCUACUGCUGCAACCGUGGCUCCCACAGCGUCAGCCGCCCCAAUACCACGCACCCCUCUUAGUCCCAGUCCCAUGAAGACACCCCCAGCAGCUGCUGUAUCACCCAUCCAGAGGCACUCGGUGUCCACAUCUCUGUCAGCAGUCAAGCCGCUCUCGUCCCUGAGCGACAAGAGGACCAGCUACUCGGACAUGUCCAUGCCACCCGAGCACCUUCUCAGGGGAGCCCCUGCCAGUAGACCCCCAUCUGUUCUCCAGAGGGUCUCCAAUAUGGAUUCCACCAAGACAAUAUCAGUGUCCCGUCGGAGUAGUGAAGAGAUAAAGAGGGACAUGUCCACCCAAGACGGGGCCUCCUCUUCCUCACUGAUGGCCAUGAGCGCUGCCUCCUCUCCACUCUCCCUGUCCUCCUCCUCACCCACCGCGUCCAUCACCCCCACAGCACGGAGCCGCCUAAGAGAGGAGCGGAAAGAUCCAUUGUCUGCACUGGCUAGAGAGUAUGGAGGCUCCAAGAGGAAUGCCCUGCUGAAGUGGUGCCAGAAGAAAACUGAGGGUUAUCAGAACAUUGACAUCACCAAUUUCAGCAGUAGUUGGAAUGAUGGUCUGGCAUUCUGUGCUUUGCUCCACACCUACUUGCCAGCCCACAUCCCGUAUCAAGAACUGAGCAGCCAAGACAAGAGGAGAAACUUCACCUUGGCGUUCCAGGCUGCAGAAAGUGUUGGCAUCAAAUGCACUUUGGACAUAAACGAGAUGGUUCACACCGAGAGGCCAGACUGGCAGAAUGUCAUGACGUACGUCACAGCUAUCUACAAAUACUUUGAGACCUGACUUCCUGCACACACUGUCACAGAAUCACUUAUUAUACCUCACUGGAAUACCUUCACAAGUACACACACACAAGUACACAAACACACAUCGCAUGCUCACAAGUGAAGGUGAAGUCCAGGCAGUAUGCAGUACCACAAUGACGCCUUCACAUGGUGAUGGUGAAGACACCAUGCUUCAGUGCCUUCAGCUUCAAAAACUUCAUUUCGAUGGGGGACGACUUUAUGGAAACAUCUGCUGCUGCUUAAUAACAUAUCAGUGGAGUAGUGGAGAAGCAGGCAUCAAACCUUCUUGCGAUGCCCGAGGAUCAAGUGCCUGUGUGAUAAUGGAUGCCUCCUUCAUGCGCAUCGUUCCGAUAUGUUACAUUUUGGGCUCAUUUAGGGCUGGGAAUAACGGGAUGGCUUUUAGAGCAUAAGAACAUGUUCAACAACACUCGGACAUUUGAGCACCGCUGCUUAGAAAAACAAGACGCGUGAUGCGUUCAAGUACUAGCACCGUCUGCUAUCGAUCACAUAGAGUAUGGCUUUACAUUAAAACGUGUGAGAGUUUUCAAGACAAUUCUGGGAUUGUUAAAUUACACUACAUGAUAAAAAAUUUAAAAAAAAACGCUUAUAGGUAUUCAUCGGAAUAAACUGCAAAAUUAUUUAUUGGAAAAAAACAAGUACUACAGUAUUCUAAUUUCCAUGCAUGUUAGUUACAGUAAAGUUCAAGUUCAUUGUCAUGAAUUCCUGUAGAACAAGGGUGUCCAAAUAGCAGACCACAGGCCAUUUUUAGGUCGCAGCUUAUUUUGUAUUGACACAUCAUAACCUGUAGUAAAAAUAUAAAUACUAAAUUUAUUGAAUAAAUUGAAUUAUUAAGAAUAUUAAUACAGUGGAUUGUCCAGCGCCAUCAUUUUUAUGAUGAAAUAACAGAUCGCUUCAGUAGUUGGCAUUCAUCCCUGGGAAACUCUUUUUGCACUUUUCAAACACCACAGCGAUAGGAACAAGCCCCGGGCUCUGGGUUUCAUAAUAAUACUGAAUUUUGAUUUUUUUUUUGUUGUUGCUCAUUGUGAAUGAUCUACUUUAUUGUGUGUCAACAUAUCUACAUAUCUUAUAAAUGCCCCCAACCAACCUUUUCAUAUAUAUAUAUAUAUAUAUAUUAAUAUAUAUAUAUUAUUUUUUAAGUAUGGUGUCCCCAGUGGAAAAUGUUUGGACACUCGUGUAUAACAUUUAAAGGGAUCUUGGGUUUUGUCCAUGUCACAUGACUGAAAGCUAAACUUAUAAGCUAUAACUUAUCGUGUUCCAAAAAUUUUCCACUGGGGGGGGUCACGUAUGUAAAAAUGAAACUAUACCAGUGGGGGCAUUUUAAAGGCGAACAUUUCAUUUUUUAAAUUUCAAUUAAUUUCAUUUUUUAAUUUUUUUUUGUUUAAUGUAAAAAUGAUUAGUACUCUUCACAAAUAUUAAAAGUGUCAGUAUAUUUUUUUUAAUUUUCUUUACUAAGUCAUAUAUACAAGAUAGUGGAAGAUGGAUUACUUAAGUUUUUCAGUAUAAAAAACUUAAGUAAUCCAGACUUAAC